Molecule: messenger RNA, 871 nt
Organism: Trichomycterus rosablanca
Lineage: Eukaryota; Metazoa; Chordata; Actinopteri; Siluriformes; Trichomycteridae
Gene: hmx3b
Product: H6 family homeobox 3b
Exons: 2
Coding region: 5-868 (287 amino acids)
Biological process (GO): regulation of transcription by RNA polymerase II
Cellular component (GO): nucleus
Molecular function (GO): DNA-binding transcription factor activity, RNA polymerase II-specific; RNA polymerase II transcription regulatory region sequence-specific DNA binding
Source: RefSeq, a predicted model, not a curated record
UCCAAUGGCGGAGACCACGCCGGAAACUCGCCAGUUCAAAGACUCUCCGUUCUCCAUCAAGAACCUGCUGAACUGCGAGAGCAAACCAGCUCUGAUCAAACCCAAAGCCCUCAUGAACUCAACCAAAGGACUUGUGGAGCACAGUUUGUCCCUGUCCCGGGUCGGGGAGCUCAGUUUCCCCCGCUUUGAUUUACCUGUGCAGAGGUUUGGAUUAGCGGCGCAGUGGUGGUACCCGUACAGUCCCAUUCACAGAACAGUAGCUGAAAGGGCCGCGGUGAGAGACUCGUCCCCGGUCUCCGCUACAGACAGAGACUCACCGGAUCCGCGGCUGGACCUGGAGUCGGACGCUAAAGACGACGACGAGAGCAAAAGCGCGGAUGAGAUCGUGCUGGAGGAGAGCGACACGGACGAACCGAAGCGGGACGCGGCGGCGGAGGCGGCGGCUUUAACGGAGGCCGAGAGCCUGGACAAGCGGCCGCAGUGCAGGAAGAAGAAGACGCGCACGGUGUUCUCGCGCAGCCAGGUGUUCCAGCUCGAGUCCACCUUCGACGCCAAGCGCUACCUGAGCAGUGCGGAGCGCGCGUGCCUGGCCUCGAGCCUGCAGCUCACCGAGACUCAGGUGAAGAUCUGGUUCCAGAACCGGCGCAACAAGUGGAAGCGGCAGCUCGCGGCCGAGCUCGAGGCGGCCAGCCUGAGUCACACGGCCGCGCGCCGCAUGGUGCCCGUGCCCGUCAUCUACCGAGAGGGUUCGAGCAGCGACAGCGCGUCCGGCCACACCAACACCGCCCAGCCUCUCCUCACCUUCCCGCACCCGGUCUAUUAUCCGCACCCGGUGGUGGCCGCUAUGCCCCUGCUCAGACCCGUAUGAGCA